This is a messenger RNA of Phymastichus coffea, 729 nucleotides long. RefSeq lists its product as uncharacterized. Gene Ontology annotation, cellular component: cytoplasm. The transcript is spliced from 3 exons. Gene Ontology annotation, molecular function: 3'-5'-DNA exonuclease activity; nucleic acid binding. The record is from RefSeq and is a predicted model, not a curated record. Gene Ontology annotation, biological process: DNA catabolic process. NCBI's taxonomy places the organism in Eukaryota, Metazoa, Arthropoda, Insecta, Hymenoptera, Eulophidae. The coding region runs from base 1 to 729 and encodes 242 amino acids.
AUGCUACAAGUUUUCUUCGACUUGGAAACGGCGGGUCUAAAAAAGAAUCCAGAAAUGACGCAAAUCGCAGCUUGUUCAAAAGAUGAAAUUUAUAAUGCCUAUGUUAUUCCUUCCAGGGGUAUACCAAAGCGCAUCAGUGAUAUCACCGGUCUUCAAGUUAUUGGGGUCGAGAUGUUUUACGGUUACACAUUAUUAAAAACUAUGUCACUUCGAGUUGCACUCGAAAACUUUUUAACAUUUUUGCAUCAACAAGGCAACAAUGUUAUACUUGUAGCUCAUAAUGGAUACAGAUUUGACUUUCCCAUAUUAUUAAGGACUUUAUCAAGACUCUAUUUGCUGGAAGAAUUCAAGACUAUUAUAAGUGGAUUUAGCGAUACACUACACAUCUUUCACAAAGUUUUGCCAGUACAUGCCAGUUCGGAAAGCGCAGAAGUAGCGCACAAUGCUAUUACAGAUGUCAAUACUUUGCAAAAGCUUGUUGCUAAAAUUAAAAUUGCCAAUUCAAUAAUUGACAAUCUCACUCAGAGUACUUCCGAUUUUUUACGCAAUGAAGCUUUGAAAACUACCCACUCUACUAACAAAACUUCUCUGGAAUUUCUCAAAGAUUGUAUUUCAUCUAAUAUGUUAUCACGAAUAGCAAAAGCAAGUAUUAAUCGUAAUAUACUUAUUGAUGUUUACAAAGCUAAAGGCCCAAAAAGAAUAGAAGUAAUGCUUAGUGAAGAUGUAUGA